GCCACCAGUAGCCAAACCUGUCCUCAUUUUAAACUGCAGCAAACCGAUCCACAUAGCAUCUCACCUAACUGACAGAGCUGUCCACCAAUGGCAUAAUCCAAUCUGUGCAAUGGGAAGGUCCUAUGCAAAUGAAUUGUGACAGAGACACAUCGUGAUCUAGGUUCUGCUUGCUUAUUGCCCCCUAAAAGCAUCUCUUCGUGACUAUCAGAGACUGCACACAGAAUAAAGGCGCAGAACACUGGAAGACCAUCUGACAAAAUAAAGAAGGCUCUCUGCCAUUUAUAAGAGAACUUGGUGCCUUUCCUGUCAGAAAUGGGAAAGCCAAAUAGUAAGCUGGCCCCUGAGAUGUUGCAGGACCUGGUCCAAAGCACAGAAUUUACAGAACAAGAACUAAAGCAUUGGUAUAAAGGUUUCCUAAAGGACUGUCCUUCUGGCAUUCUUAACCUGCAGGAGUUCCAGCAGCUCUACAUUAAGUUCUUCCCAUAUGGUGAUGCCUCUAAAUUUGCCCAGCAUGCAUUCCGCACAUUUGACAAGAAUGGGGAUGGAACGAUUGACUUCCGGGAAUUUAUCUGUGCUUUGAGUGUCACCUCGCGUGGAAGUUUUGAGCAGAAAUUAAACUGGGCCUUUGAGAUGUACGACCUUGAUGGAGAUGGCAAAAUCACACGACUGGAGAUGCUGGAGAUUAUUGAGGCAAUAUAUAAGAUGGUAGGCACUGUAAUUAUGAUGCGAAUGAAUCAGGAUGGUCUUACCCCACAGCAAAGAGUUGAUAAAAUCUUCACAAAAAUGGACAAGGACAGAGAUGAUCAGAUCACCCUGGAAGAGUUCAAAGAAGCAGCCAAGAGUGACCCAUCUAUAGUGCUGCUCCUGCAGUGUGACAUGCAGAAAUAGCACCAACUCACACUCCCACCCCCAACUUGCCAGCUCAGCUGAGCUUCCCGCAUGCACCUCACUACCUUCCCCAACCAACAGCAUCCUGGGUUCUUCCUCGUGUGUGUUAAGAUAGUAUCUCUCACACAUUGUUAUAAGAGGGAGGUGGCAAUGUGACAAUAUCUUAAUCAGGGUCCAGACUGGGAAACACUGACACAUGGAACGAUUGUGUAUUUUGAAGUUCUACACAAUGACGCAUUGAAGGGCAGUUUGGUCCAAUCCUAGAUUGUGGAAUCCCUACUGAUAUCUGUGUGUCCUUUCUGUUGUCUUGGGUUUAGGUCUUGCCCAUUGUUGUUGUGGAAAAUGUAGUGCUGCUUUCUAAAAAGUGGAGAAGACAUGUCCCACCUCUGCCAGGAGUUUGAGGGUUUUAAAGCAUUGUCUCAUAGUGCAUUGCAUGUCAUAUAAAUAGUGUUCGUUUGUUUCAUGUAUAUUGCUUUAUAUGUUCUAUAUACACAGAGCUUGUCUUAUAUAGUGCUUUGUAUGGUAUGAAAUGCUUUGAGUGUUCUAAGAAAAUAUAUAGCAUGAGAGGUAUAUAUAUAUAUAUCUUAUCUAUACAGUAUUUUGCAUGUGAUAUUAGUAAUAAGAUAUGCAAUGCUCGAUAUUCAAAUUGCUUUUGUGUAAUAUGUGACAGAUUCCGUGCUAUGGAUGACACAGUGACUGCGUGGCUUGUGUUUAUACGUGUAAACAUACAUGCACAUAUAUAGCCUUUCACUAUAUAUAUAUAUAUAUAUAUAUAUAUGUGUAUAUAUAUAUAUAUAUAGAGAGAGAGAGAGAGAGAGAGAGAGAGAGAUAUGAACAUAUGUUAUUUGUGAACAUAUCAAUUUUAAAAAUACUGUGCCAACCAAAAUAUUGCAAUUACAUAUACAAACGAAAUAUUUUUGAAAAAUCAAAAAUUAGUUUUUACAGCAAGCUUUGUAUUAAGGAUUCUGCUUUUCUUUUUUUAUUGUGUGUUGUACCUUGUUUAUAUUAUGGAUGUAUCCUAACAUUUAUUAUUAUUUAUUAUUAUUUGUCUAUGCAUACUGACAUUUAGAUGACAAAACAAAUGCAAUAAAACAAAUUGCUAUUUUCUUAACAAAGUCCAUCAGCAACAAUUUAAUUUGUGUGUCAAAAUGCAAUAUGUCCAAAUACAUUUAGUUCCUUUACAAAAUAAUUUCAUGUACAAAAUAUUCUGGUUGACACACGAUUUGUGAACAAACUAAAUUCCUUCACAGAAUAAAUUACAGUACAAAAUGUUUAACCUUUGAUGGAAAAUAAAAUGGUAUGUUGACAAAUGCCACAAUCUAUGUUCUGCUGCUUUGCUUGUUAAAUGCCCCGAAUUUUGUGUGUGAGACAAAUGGCUCUUUAUCAUGUGUUGCUUAGAAAAACUUUAAAAUGGACUGGACUGAACUGCUCUACCAAUGUAGCUUAAUUGUCUCUGCAUCCACCUCUGAAACACAGAAAUGUCCGAAUAGAGGAUAGAUGGAUGUGCAAAAUGACAGGUUCAGCAUUUGUGCAAAAGGCCCUCUGAGCCAAUCAAAUUGUUCCCCAGACUCCUGUUGUGCCAAAUAAGAGGGUGCGGACGUAGAAUGCAGUCUUGUGAUUGAUCAGUGAUAUAGCUCUUGUUUUGUUUGGUGGAAGUCUCUGCCAAAUAGGCCAAGAGCAACCCCACUCAUCCUGAGUGUUGCAGGUAUGCACAAGUACUCAUUGUCAGCACUUUAGGGCUAAAUGGCCCCUGCUGUCCCCAUUAAUGUCCCUCUGGGGCAUGUUUCCAAUCCCCACCUGCUCUGUGUGUGAGUGUAUAGUUUGAUCAGUACAAGUGAACUUGGUAUAUUUUUCUAACUGAAAAUAAAAUACAUUAAAAAAAAAAUC
This is a messenger RNA of Pelobates fuscus (common spadefoot toad), 2775 nucleotides long. It is a transcript of the gene HPCAL4, whose product is annotated as hippocalcin like 4. The transcript is spliced from 4 exons. Lineage: Eukaryota; Metazoa; Chordata; Amphibia; Anura; Pelobatidae. Gene Ontology annotation, molecular function: calcium ion binding. The record is from RefSeq and is a predicted model, not a curated record. The coding region runs from base 313 to 888 and encodes 191 amino acids.